Messenger RNA from Laetiporus sulphureus 93-53, 1506 nucleotides. RefSeq lists its product as uncharacterized. Bases 1 to 1506 code for a protein of 501 amino acids. NCBI's taxonomy places the organism in Eukaryota, Fungi, Basidiomycota, Agaricomycetes, Polyporales, Laetiporaceae. The record is from RefSeq and is a predicted model, not a curated record. Gene Ontology annotation, cellular component: nucleus. The transcript has 8 exons. Gene Ontology annotation, biological process: RNA processing. Gene Ontology annotation, molecular function: mRNA binding.
AUGGAAGUUGAGCAGGGAGAUGACGAAAAAAAGUUCAAUGCGAUGCGCCAAGUCGAGUUUUACUUUGCGGAUGCCAACCUCCCUUACGAUAAGUUCAUGUGGUCCCUUCACACGGCUAAUCCCGAACAUUGGGUGCCCGUCCAAACAAUUGCAUCGUUCAAGCGCAUGCGCGACUACCAGCCGUAUGGACUUGAGUGGGUCGCGAAUGCUCUGCGAGCGAGCGAGGAGCUUGAGGUGAACGAGGAUGGCGCACAGGUUCGCCGGCGCACGGAGCUCCAGAAGCCGAAGGGAGGAUCGGAGCGCAGCAUAUACGCGAAAGGAUUCGGAGUAGAGGUGGAGGAUAUGCAGAAGAAGCUAGAGCAGUUCUUCAACAAGUACGGGCAGACGAACGCCGUGCGUAUGCGGAGGAACCAUGCUACGAAAGACUUCAAGGGCUCCGUGUUUGUUGAGUUUACCGACCACAAAUCGGUGGAGGACUUCCUGAAUGCCGAUCCCAAACCAUCCUGGGAUGACAAGGAGCUGCUGAUUAUGACAAAAGAGGCAUAUUGCGAGAUGAAGAUCAAAGAAAAGGGUCUCUCUGGCAUUCGCAAGGCGAAGAUUGUUGGUCCGGGACGCAAGGGUUUCAAUGCAUUCCGCGAGAUGGAGAUGGCAAAGGAACAAAAGGGCAAAGAGAAGGAGAAGGAGAAGGAGCCCAAGCCCGAUAUCUUCCUGGACUUCAUGGGCAACAAAAUCCGCGCAUACGAAGAUAAGGCCGGGAUCUCGGUCAAGGAGGAGGAGGUGCCAUUCGUGAAGGGCGCGACACUAAAGUUUGAGGGCUGCGGAAAUAACGUCAGCUUCGAGGAGAUAAAGGGCACCGUGAAGGAGCGAAUGGGCCAUCUGGUGUUCGUCAAGUACACCACGGGAGAGUCCUCUGGACUGGUCGGCUUUGACAGGACCCUGACCGAUGACGACAUCAACUAUGUCAAAGAAAAUCUCAAGACGCUCAGCACGGUGGAGGUGACGUGGAGUGUCCCUGACGAGGAGACAGAAAGAGCGUUCCAGCUCGAGCGCGCGCGGUCGUCUGCCAAGCGAGCAGUUGCAGUCUUACAAAACAAAGUUGGUGGAGGACGUGGAGGGCGCGGAGGGCGCGGAGGACGGGGCGGCAAACGAGGGCGGGGUGACCGUGGCGGCGGACGCGGCGGACGUGGUGGAAGCAAUAAAAAACAGGCUGGAGACGCAGCUGCAGCUGAUGGCGAGCAAGUCGCCGAGAAGCGAAAACGCGCGGUAGAGCCUGACGGCGGACCCGAUGUCGGCGUCCGUGGCCAAUCGAUUCCCACUAUCCAGAGCGCGAAAAAGACGGAGGAGGGUGCGAGCACAACACUCGCUGCCACAACCGCAGCUGAUGGCGAGCAAGUCGGCGAGAAGCGAAAACGCGCGGUAGGGCCUGACGGCGGAGACGAUGUCAGCGUCAGUGGCCAAUCCAUCCAGAGCGCGAAGAAGAUGAAGACGGAUGAUUCAGCGGAAUGA